Messenger RNA from Zootermopsis nevadensis, 3601 nucleotides. NCBI's taxonomy places the organism in Eukaryota, Metazoa, Arthropoda, Insecta, Blattodea, Termopsidae. The record is from RefSeq and is a predicted model, not a curated record.
UAGUAGCACAGAAAAUACCAUCAUGCCAACGGUUAUUAUAUUAUCCCAUAAUGGUAAUAAUAAAAACAUUCAUAAUAAAUAACAAAAUAUUAAUCACAUAAGCCCCAAAGCAUCAGCACAUGAUCACCAACCAAGAAAGCAAUAAAAAUGAAAUAGCUCCCGUCAAUACGUUCGUGGCCUUCGCCUAUGUAUAUAUGACUGAUUAAAAUUUGUUGGUUAUGGUGUCGAAUUUAUGUACACAAUAGACACACACUUGUAAGAGAUUAAGGAAGACACUGUUCUACACUAAAUAAGUCUGAAUAAAUACACAAUGUCUUCUACUUUGGAUGCAAGUGUGAUAUCAGCAGCAGGAAGACGGGUUGGUAGAGGUUGUUCAGGAAUACCUUUAAGACCUUCUGAAAGAAUGCUCUUGAGGCGGGAGUUGUUAUGGAAGAAAAUGCAAGAGAAGUAUACACAGAUGGAAAAAAGCAUUCUCAGUCAUAAAAGCAUACAAAUAAACGAGAUUGGAGAUCAUGACAUCCAGAGUUUAUCAACCUCUUGCAAAGAAAUUGUGUCACAAAAUACACAUAUUGAAUUGCCAGAUGAAUCAUGGGAAAAUAGACAUAAAUAUAGAAAGACAAUGGAUUCAGUUCAGCAUUGGGUCAAUACUUCUGUACAUCACCCGUUAUCUGACUCUUCUGAUAAUAUAUCCCCUACUCACAGUGAACAAGUGGAAACAGAUUUACCUGCUUCAGGGAGAGAAUCACCGCUGUGUAAUUCUUUUCCUGAUAUAAAUAGUCGUGUUCAAGAAUAUAUUACAAGUGGAAAGGCUGUUAUAAAAGAUGUUAGGAAUCUGGACAUUAUGUCUGGGACUUCUGAAAAGGACCAAACACUUGAUGAACUUAAUCUGGUGAAAUUUAUGAAACAAGAAAAGCAACCUAAAAAGCGAAAGAGAUUAUUAAGGCAGGAGAACUGCAGCAAGAAUCCAGAUUCAGAAUCUAAAACUCUGAUUACAAAUAAGAAACAUUCAAGGACAAUAAAGGAUUCUAAUUUGACUGGCUGUUUUAUCAGCUAUAACAAAAGCCCAGUUAUGAGUAAGAAAAAUGCCAUAUCUGGUGAUAAAGACAACCCAUUGCCCGAGAAAUUAAUUCUAAAACACUGUGAAAAGAUUCUAAUGCUAAGAAAUGGAGAAGAUCUUCAUCAUUCUGACAAAUAUACCUCUGUACUAAGGAAAGAAACAACCCUGGAAAAUCAUAAGAGUAGUACAUCUAUUGUAAAAGAUAUCCCUGUUUGCAAAAAAGAAACACUUAUGGAUAUCAGAACACAAAGUGAGCAAAAUCUUUCGUCUGACACAGAAAAGAGUGAUGAAAACUGUAAUAUGUACCCAGUUUCAGUGAUGGAAAAGCCAGUGUUAGGCUGUAAGUUACAAAAGACACUUGAAGGCUGUGAUACAGACACAACUGUGAGCACAGUUUUGUUUUGUGAUAAAAAAGCUUUAACAUCUAGAAGAGAAAUUAAUAUGAAUGAGAAUGAUAUGAGAAAGAAAAGUCUGCAGCUUAAUCAUAUAGACACCCCAACAUCACAAAAACGAAUAAAUGCAGAAAAGUUUAAUAACAGCCAAACUCCAAGGAGUGGAAAGAUACUAUCAAGUGUCAGUGAUGCCAGAGUGGCUAUGAUAGAAGAGCAUGUUGAAAAUUGUUAUACCAGACCAACCAUAAGAAUGGAUGAUGCUCUAACGUCUAGAACAGAAGAGAAUCUAGGGGACUACAGUGGUAGCUCAAUUUUAAGAAAGAAUAAACUUCUGACUAUUGGUAAACAAGUCUUGUUGUAUAUGGCAGAGGGAACUCUGAAAGAUCUUGACCAUAGUUCAUUGUCAACGGAGGAACAACUUUCAGAUGAAGAUGAAGAAAAAGAAAGUUUAGAGUCUAUAGGAGUACAAGUUCUGGGGAAUGGCAGAAAGGACCAGACUUCGGGGACUGACGUUCUAACUUAUGAAGAUGUGAGAGUCCCAGUUGCAAGAGAACAACACUGUGAACAAAGUGAAACUUCAAGAAAGGAAAUUCUUCAGACUCCAGAGCCUGUAGAAAGUUGUAUACAAAUUAAAGGUCAAGAAAUUCUUUCUUCGAAAUGUGUUGAUCUUCCUACCUCAGAUGAGGGCUCUGUUGUUUAUAGUUUGGAGGAUGCUUCUACCAUUAUGUUCAAUCCACUUUUAUCCUGCAAAUAUGAGCAUUUUCUGCCAGAAAUCAGAAAGAAAUUGGAAAAUCUACAAGAAAAUUAUAAGGAGAAAGAUAGAGGAGGUCGACAAGUUACACACAGUGAGGGAAGGACAGGUCACAUCUACGUUUGUUCUAAGAGAAAUUCAGUGUUUGCAGAUCAAAGAAACAAAAUAAACUUAGAUGUCAGUCAACAUCAUCCCAGUUAUAUAAGUGAGACACAAGGCAAUAGCAGGGAUAAUAAGUCCUAUGAACUGACAGGUGACCAACAGGAAGAAGAAGAAGAAGAAAGUGAUACAGUGAAUGGAAAUAGAUUAAAGGAUGUUGAACAGUAUACAUCAUUACAAUCUGAAAAAGAGGAGAGAGCAAAUAAUAGUUAUGAUAAAAUAUCCAAUUCUAUAUCACAGAACAUGUCUAUUACAAAUAAGAGUAACAAAGAAUCCCCAAAACAUUCAAAUAAGUUGCUGCGAUUUGGAACAGAUAAGAUAAAAUUUAAUCAUUGUAACUCUUAUGAUGAAGAUCAUGGUUUUGAGAUGAACAGUAAAAGAGAGACAAAUCCUUCACUUCUUUCAGAGUACGAUGAAAAUGAAGCUGUAAUGCCUGAUGAUGAUGAUGAUGAUAUAUUUUGUUAUAGACCCCCACAACACUCGUCAUUGCAUCAUGAAAGAGAGAGCAACAUAAAUAAAAUAUUUUCUUUAAAUACACAAAACCUUUCUCCUAGAAGUACAAAUUAUAAUAAUAUAUCAGGACUUAGAGGUAAGUCUGAGGAGUGCAAGAGUGUAAGGACAAUGGUUGGAGAUGGCAGUCAUCGCAGUGUAACAGAAACACCACAUCUUUCAGUUGAAUUAGGGCAUGACAGAAUUGGAAACACCAUGACAGAUGAUGGUAAAAACCCAGAACAGUCAUAUGUUUUAGCUACAAAGAGAAAACUAACAAGGUCUUCAAACCAUCCACUUGGAUCAGAAUGUGCUGAAUAUGAAGAUGAUAAAGCAGAUGACGGUGAAAUCACAAGAAAGGGAUUUGUCUUAACCAAAAGUAAAAGGAAACGAGAAACAUCAGAUUAUUUAACUGGAUCAAGUUUUUCUAAAACUGACAGUGAUAACCCAACCAGGGUCCAAAGUGGAGCAACAUCAAACAAAAUUUGUUCAGAGCAUGAUUCUUAUAGACAGCAAUUCUCUGAAGAUGUAAUGGAUAAAGUCACUAGUAGUGAUAAAUUUGAUGAUAUUAGACUGAAAAUAGAAUUUAAGUUAGAAAGUAGUGGUGCGGAAAUGCAAGAGGGCCAUUUACCUACAUCAAAGUGUCUUGGAAAUGAAAAGAAGAGAGCUGUGAUAGCUAAAGAAUGCACCAUAACAGACUGCCAUGUUCUAUGCCCUAAGGUUUGGGAUGGGAUUCUACAGUAUCUUCUGUGA